This is a messenger RNA of Helobdella robusta, 1191 nucleotides long. RefSeq lists its product as hypothetical. Gene Ontology annotation, biological process: protein transport to vacuole involved in ubiquitin-dependent protein catabolic process via the multivesicular body sorting pathway. The record is from RefSeq and is a predicted model, not a curated record. Gene Ontology annotation, cellular component: ESCRT II complex; late endosome membrane. The coding region runs from base 1 to 1191 and encodes 396 amino acids. NCBI's taxonomy places the organism in Eukaryota, Metazoa, Annelida, Clitellata, Rhynchobdellida, Glossiphoniidae. Gene Ontology annotation, molecular function: ubiquitin binding; phosphatidylinositol-3-phosphate binding. The transcript is spliced from 14 exons.
AUGGAUAGGUUUGUGUGGUUUGAUGCGUCCAUAGAGGCAAAACCAGUACUACAUUCUCAGAGUUGUGUCAGACUUUAUGAUGGCAAUCAGAAAAAGACAGCAUUUGACAAGGGUCAGGCCGUGAUAACGACCCACGACGUCGUGUGGACGGAUCACAGCAGACCUACAUAUGUUAUAGCGCUGCCACUAAGAUAUAUCAUUCAGAUUGAUAAAGAUUCAGGAUCACUCACUAAAAGUCCAAAGAUAGUUCUUCACUUGUCCCCUAAAGAUUCAUCAUCAUCUUCGUCAUCAUCUUCAUCCAAUGACGUCAUUAAAUCUGGACCAGUUGGAUCAAGUUUAUAUUCCUUUGUUAGGCUUUCAUUCACUGACGGAGGACAUGAGAAUUUUUAUGAAAGGCUCAAUGAGGCGGUGAUGAAGAAGAAGUGGUUACAGCAGCCACAGCUACAGCCGCCACAAGAAUCUUCAAUCGUUAAUAAAGCAUCUCGGAUGGGUAUAGGGGGGAUAGAGAGAAGUUUAGAGAUGAGGAGGCAGGAGAGGGAUACUACAAUCAGCACCGCCUUCGAAGACCUCAGCAAUCUCAUGGUCAAGGCCCAAGAAAUGGUAACAAUAUCAAAGAACCUCUCAAACAAAUUAAAAGAUAAACAAGACAACGUCACAGAUGACGAGACGCUUCAGUUCAAGCAGUAUCUAAUGAGCCUUGGCAUCCAAGAUCCCAUCACUAAAGAAACACAUGGCUCUGGGGAUUCAUAUUACAAAAGUCUAGCCAAGCAAACCUGCGAAUUUUUGGAGCCUAUCCUAAAGGAUUGUGGUGGCGUCAUGACCCUGACGGAGGCGUACUGCAGGGUCAAUAGGGCACGGGGCAUGGAGUUGUUAUCUCCGGAGGACUUGGAUCAGGCGUGUAUGCUAUUUGAUUGGCUGAAUCUAUCUAUAAAAAUGAAAGAGUUUGAAGAUGGAGUGAAGGUGGUCCAGUUGAGGUCAUGUGACGAGGCUGUACUCGCCCUGCAGACUGAACAAAUUGUGACCGAGAAUGGCUGUUUAACAGCAGAACAACUGGCGGACAUCAUCGGCCUCUCUGUGGUUCUCGCUAAGGAGAGAGCACAGACCGCAGAGAAGUUGGGCAAGUUGUGUAGGGACGAAUCAAUUGAGGGUGUCAAGUUCUACCCCAACCUAUUUGCUAGCAGAACUAAUUAA